Didymodactylos carnosus is the source of this 519-nucleotide messenger RNA. The record is from the annotation of a GenBank genome assembly. NCBI's taxonomy places the organism in Eukaryota, Metazoa, Rotifera, Eurotatoria, Philodinida, Philodinidae.
AUGCCAUCGCAUUUAGUCGAAAAGAAUCGUCAAACAUCUGAAGGUGAUUAUUGUUUAGACAAUAAAUAUGCGCGUUACACGUAUUUACCGCCGAUAAAAUUAAAUCCAAAUGAUAAAAUAGAGCCAUAUCGAUUACAAGUAACAUCGAAAACAAAUGAAAUACGAUAUUUACCAAAUUAUAUGGAUGAACCAUCAUCUAGUAGUGAUGAAGAAGAAGAAAAUGGUAAAACUCGUCCAUCGGCUGAACCGUUCACACUCGAUCAAUUUUUAAGUCGAAUGCAAUCAUCGCCAACAAAAACGCUACGACCAGUGAACUUAGAAAUACGGUACAAUAAUGAUGAUCAGGAAAGAAAUUUUUCAAAUAGACCACCAAAGGGAUUUUUAAAUCGUCCAUCGCAAAAAUCUACACCAUCAGAAACUCCUACACCUUCUGCAUGUAUUCAGCAUACAGUACAAAACAAUAGUCAUCAUACUCCAUCAGAAACAUCAAUACAUGAUGAUGAUCGACAACAAAAGUAA